AUGUUAACCUACAAGUCUGAUAACUCCAUGUUUCUCUACGACAGAAACGAGUAUUGUCCUCUCGACGACAGCAUAAUAGCUAUCUCGCUAAUCACCGCUGAGCACUUGUUCAUGACAUCCGCCGGGUUAUCCGGCGAAGACCUAUGGCCGGCAUUCGACGACGCCGGACCUGUCGCCGCCAGCGCAAAGUACGGAUUAUCCGGCAUAGACAUGCGCUUCGGCAUAAUACUCGCCAAGCUCGGCAACGUAAUCUGA
Alternaria novae-zelandiae is the source of this 255-nucleotide messenger RNA. RefSeq lists its product as uncharacterized. Bases 1 to 255 code for a protein of 84 amino acids. Lineage: Eukaryota; Fungi; Ascomycota; Dothideomycetes; Pleosporales; Pleosporaceae. The transcript has 3 exons. The record is from RefSeq and is a predicted model, not a curated record.